Protopterus annectens (West African lungfish) is the source of this 2191-nucleotide messenger RNA. RefSeq names its product prosaposin-like. Bases 88 to 534 code for a protein of 148 amino acids. Lineage: Eukaryota; Metazoa; Chordata; Ceratodontiformes; Protopteridae. The transcript is spliced from 5 exons. Gene Ontology annotation, cellular component: cytolytic granule. Gene Ontology annotation, biological process: defense response to bacterium; killing of cells of another organism; antimicrobial humoral immune response mediated by antimicrobial peptide. The record is from RefSeq and is a predicted model, not a curated record.
CCAAUUGUCUGUGUUUUGGGCUUCUGUCUGUUAUAAAAGAAGAGUGCAGGAAAGAUCCCACACAGCACUUCACUUCCUUGAGGCAGCAUGGCGUUUCUACACUUCUUUGCAGGUCUCUGUGUAAUUUCAGCUGUGACCAGCAAAGUUUUGACUGAAAAGGGAUGCGCAGGUGGACCUGAAGUCUGGUGUAAAGAUGUUGCCACUGCAACCUCGUGCGGAAAACUUUCAUACUGUUCUAACUUCAUGUGGGAUGAUGACUCUGAAUGGGAUGAUCUCUUCAUAUCUGCAGAGAAACCAAAGAGAAAGUGCAAGCAGUGCAUACAAAUAAUGAAGAAAAUAAUAAAGGCUGUGCCUGCUGAAGGGGAGGAGGAAGAAAUCAAAGAUGCAGUGAAUGCUGUCUGUGAUGACAAAUUUAAGAAGAAGGACAAGAAGCUUUGUCACAGCUUUGUGGAUUCAAAUGUCGAUUCCAUCGUAGAAUCCCUUAAGAAUAAGGAGGAUGCUAAGACUAUCUGCACCAACAUCUCACAAUGCUAGAGCCUUCCCAAGCUAGCAACAGACUUUGAAGCUUUCCCCAGUGUUUGUGUUACCACUGCAUUUUCGUCUGUCACUAAUGCACCAUGUUAUGGAGUGAAAAGAAGUCUCGGACUACACUAUUUUACAUGUAUUGCUGCACUGUCUGUUUUAUUUUUAAAAUGUGUUUUGUAGUUUCUUUGCAAGAAAAUCUGAGUAGCUAUUUUAAACAAAAACCCUGUUAAGCUGGUGUACAGACACCAAUAGCCCGUACAGUUAUGUUUAGGUAAUGAUGUAGAGGCCACCAACGGAGGGUAUUCUGUGGUACAACUGGAAGGGAGAUACCGUCACAGUAUUUUAAAUACAGGCACAUUGUGAAGGUAAUGGACAAUGGCAUUAUGUUAUGUGUACAAGCAGGAGAUGUACUACUAUGAAAAUUGUAGGAGAAUCAUUUCUCAGAUGUAAGAAAGAGAGGGAUUUCAAUUACUGAGGAUGAGGAUGUAGUUAGGAUAUGAAGUAGGAAGGGUUUAUUUGGGGAAAGUAGAAGGUGAAAUUUAGAAUAAUAAUUUUUUUUUAAUCCUGUAGGCUUGUAUAUAAUUUUGAGAUGUAUGGGUGUUUAAGAGUAUACUGUUUAUACUGUAUUUCACAAUUGAUUGUGGAUAUACUUGGGGAAUAAAUAAGUAGAACCUGUAGUAGUGUUCCUGCACAACAGUUACAAAGAUUGGAAUUUAAUACUGAUUCUGGCAUUUGUUUUAUUGUACCUAAUGUCACUGAUCGCUAUGGAUUAAUUAAGACAGUACUCUUGCUGUCUUCCCCAUAAUGCCAAAGUCUAUAAUAUUGUUUAAGAGCUGCAACCAGUGAAUGCUAUAAUUAACAAGAUAAUAAGUUUCAGAAAGGCGCUUUUUAUUUCAUAAGGGGUACAUCAGAAGAUUUAGUUAAGGUUAUAGUGUAAGAGUAGAGGGAGUUGAACCUAAAAUCUCAUAGGCAAUAAUAUGUGUAUUUGCACCUCUUUUCAUGAUCGUGAAGGUGAUAUUUUCAUUUAGUGGCUGCCAUGGAAUAGGAAUCAAAGGCUGUAUAGCUUUUCAUCAAAAUGGAUGAACUAGUAACCCAAUAAAUAAAAUGCAUUCUUUAUCUGGAAUUUUUUAUUGUGUGGCACUGUAUUGGAUUCAUUUGCUUCAUUUCCCUUCUGACAUUUGGCACUCAUUAUAAUGAUGUUUCCUUCUUUACAUGCUCAGUGUAUCAGAUUUUAGAAAUCAUGUGUGUGGUAUGUAAGACUGCAUAUGGUUUAGUUAUUAGAUCAUCAUUACACUCAGGACUACAGUUUUGUCAUUACUAAAUCAAUAAAGGAAAAUUUCUCUUACUUUUGUUGAAUUUAUGGAUAGUCUGCUCAGAAUUCAAGACAAGAUUAUGAAUAAAUACAGCUUACCUACCUACUUGGGUUCCAUGGUAAAGCUAGAUGUGAACCUAUAAAAUAUUGUAAAAUACAGAAAAUUGAACGGAUAGAAUAGUGGACCUCAUGGGUAUGCAUAUAGAUUACUGGCAUACCGGUGAAGCAGAAUAAACAAAACUCAGGUUAACAUAAAGUGUCCACUUGUGUUAGUAAAGGCAGUUGUACAAAAGUGAUGUAAUAUCAUGCUUUGCUGUUGUUUUGGAACAAUAAAUGUAAAACAUUUUAUCUGAA